Molecule: messenger RNA, 402 nt
Organism: Soboliphyme baturini
Lineage: Eukaryota; Metazoa; Nematoda; Enoplea; Dioctophymatida; Soboliphymatidae
Source: the annotation of a GenBank genome assembly
AUGUUCAAAAGUUUGCUCAACCGUCAUUUCGAAGCCAAGCACCUGAAGAUCAAGCCGUUCAAAUGUCAGUACUGUGAUCAUCGGUCGACUGAGAGGGCGGCACUGCUGACUCACGUGCGGUGCGUGCACACCGGCGAAAAGCCAUUCGCGUGCUCGCAGUGCGGUGUUCGCUUCAGCACCCAGUCGAUCUUGAAGCGACAUCAGAAGGUGCAUACCGGCGAAAGACCCUACAUGUGCGAUGUGUGUGGUGCCGCGUUUCCGGAAAAGCGUGAUCUGAAGGUGCACAGGUACAAGGUGCAUGACAAAGUGCGCCCGUUUCACUGCGGUCUGUGUUCUGCAUCAUUCUACCGCAAGGACAACAUGUACAGCCACCGUCGCGUUGUGCACAAGUGGCGCACUUGA